UGUUGUUGUUGCGUGCAGGUGCUAGACAUCAUUAUUCGCUGUGCUUCUGUAAAACUGUCCUGUAGAGGACUGGAAGUGGUGGGUUGUUUAGAUCGAGGAAGGAAGCUUCUUGCAGGAAAAAGCUAGCAAAGGUCUAUAAUUAUCUCCCAGGGCUCUUUCCUUCUUUUUUGUUCCUCGGAGCCCACAUAGACGGUCGGUUUCUGGGAAGGGAUUCAGCGGGAUUUUACCGAAAUGGAAAACUGUUGUUGAAAACGUAACUAUUUAGAAGUCUGGUAGAGUAUAUGAACUCAUGCAUUCCUAGUCUCAUCUAUUCAGCUGUUUGAAUUGGUUUAGCUGGAUCAAUAUUUAUGCGUUUGGGACCGCCUGGAGCUAUCUGCACUCUUCCUGUUGAAGGUUUAGGUUUGGAGGACAGUGAUGGAGGACAUCGAUCUCGAACAGCAGGAGCCGUUCCCCGUGGACCGAGACGGGAGGCGGCUAAGGAUCACAGAGGACCAGCCCGACGGCCAAAGAAAGCUCGGAUGUUGUGAGAAGUUCCAGCUGUCUGUCUCCAAAUGGAUGCUUCCAGAAGACUCCCGCAGCAAAUACUUGGAACGAGCAAACUGCUGCCCACCCCCCAUCUUCAUCAUCCUCAUCAGUAUUGCAGAGCUGGCAGUGUUUAUCUACUACGCUGUGUGGAAGCCUCAGAAGCAGUGGGUGACCCUAGAUGAAGGCAUCUGGAAAAGCCCGCUGACAUACAAGCCUGAGCAAAGGCAGGAAGCAUGGCGCUUUAUCUCCUACAUGUUUGUCCACGCUGGUGUGCAGCACAUCGUGGGGAAUCUGGUGAUGCAGCUGCUGCUGGGAAUCCCGCUGGAGCUGGUGCACAAAGGAUUUGAAGUGGGGAUGGUUUACAUGGCGGGGGUCUUGGCAGGCUCUUUGGCCAGCUCCAUCUUUGAUCCUCUCAGCGCUCUGGUGGGAGCUUCUGGGGGCGUUUAUGCUCUGAUAGGAGGAUACUUUAUGAACGCAGUGGUGAAUUUCCGAGAGAUGAUUCCUCUCCUUGGAGUGUUUCGAAUCCUCGCCAUUGUGAUAUUUGUUGGAACAGAUUUUGGAUUUGCCUUCUACAGAAGAUUUGUCAGCAAUGAGGAUGGUUUGAAUGUGUCCUUUGUGGCUCAUUUUGGGGGAAUUGCAGCCGGGAUGACCAUCGGCUACGUCUUCUUCAGCGCUUACAACAUGAAGCUCCUCAAAGACCCUCGUUUCUGGCUGUGUAUAGUGGGUUAUGUCAUAUUUGUGGUCUUUGCUGUGGUUUUUAAUAUCUUUCUGACCCCAGCAACAUAAGCCCAAGAUCUUACCCACCAAUCUUUUGUUUUAAAGUUACCACUAUCUGAAGGAAUCUGAUGAACUGAUUUUUUUCAGAGAAAAAGUAGCUUUUCAGGGAAUUUGUAAAAUGUAGGGUUUUUAUUUUAUUGAAUCAGAUGUCUUCCUCUCUGCUGAAGUGCAACGGUGCCUCCUGCUGUUUAUGAGCAGCAUUGCAGAAGGCAGUGUUUUUCAUUUAGACUGAUGAGCAAAAUGUGCCUUUAUAUAGUGAGUAAUUUAAAACUGAAUUAAAUAUUUGUACCUUUUUAAUAAUUUGUCAUUGUUGUUAUUAUUUUGAAUCUAAUCUCUUUGUACUUGAUAAUCAGGGAAUGAAUGAACACACUGCUCCUAUAAAAUGUAGUUCUUCCUUAAUAGGAAAUCAUCCUCAGACUAUUUAAAUGCUUAAUUUUAUUCUACCAUUUGAUCCUUUUCUGUUGAAUUAUCAGGGACUCGUAUAGACUUUUAGUAUCCAUGCAAUGUGCCUUAAACACGGGGAAAUCCUCAACCAAAUUUAACAUCAAAUGUGAUGAAGGCUUCACUGAAUGAGCACACUUAACAAGAACAAAGAGUUUACAAAAAAGUCUCAGGAAAAUAAUGAUGCAUUUCCGAAAACACUGUGUACUUGCCCUUCCCUUCUAAAAGCAAUAGAGCUGCCUUACCAACAGGCUGUGGCUUAAUGCCUCGCUAUUGUUUCAACCACUUCCUGUUGACAGGACACGACUAGUUACAUGUUGAGAUGUGAAACAUGGUUUAUUGAUCUUUAUCCUUCUGUCAAUUUUGUUGUCUUCCUUUGACAAACUGUGGCUUUAAACAUAUGCAUUUUUUGGAAAUACCAUUUUAUGUAGCUAGAAUUGAACUGUUUGAUAUUCUACAAUACUUAUUGAAUGUUAAUGGACGUUAAGUGACAUCACAUUUUCUGUUUCAAUAGUCUAUCAAAUGAAUAUUAAGAAUAACUUGUUUACGUCUGUUGUGAGAAGGGGAUUAGAUUUUAGAUUUUUUUUUUAAUGUUUACUCAAUUUAUCUAAAUUCAAAGGUAAUGUAUGACCAUAGAACAAACAGAAGCCUCCCAUUUCAAGAGCUACGUGUUAAAUGCAUGUUUUUAAAGGAUUGUUUUGUCAAAUGCAUCCAAACCUCUGCAUGAAUAAGACAAGAGUAUGGAUUUUGUAUGAUAAAUAUUUACAGAUUUGACAAUAAACACAUUUUUAUAGG
Molecule: messenger RNA, 2538 nt
Organism: Eleginops maclovinus (Patagonian blennie)
Lineage: Eukaryota; Metazoa; Chordata; Actinopteri; Perciformes; Eleginopidae
Gene: rhbdl2
Product: rhomboid, veinlet-like 2 (Drosophila)
Exons: 8
Coding region: 415-1311 (298 amino acids)
Cellular component (GO): membrane
Molecular function (GO): serine-type endopeptidase activity
Source: RefSeq, a predicted model, not a curated record